This is a messenger RNA of Peromyscus leucopus (white-footed mouse), 2111 nucleotides long. It is a transcript of the gene Ca13, whose product is annotated as carbonic anhydrase 13. The record is from RefSeq and is a predicted model, not a curated record. NCBI's taxonomy places the organism in Eukaryota, Metazoa, Chordata, Mammalia, Rodentia, Cricetidae. Gene Ontology annotation, cellular component: cytoplasm. Bases 82 to 870 code for a protein of 262 amino acids. The transcript is spliced from 7 exons. Gene Ontology annotation, molecular function: zinc ion binding; carbonate dehydratase activity.
CCCGCCCUCCACCCGCUGGACCCGCCCAGCUGUCCCGGCGCGGGCACCGGCCACAGGGUCCGCGGCUCUCCAUCGAGGACCAUGGCGAGGCUGAGCUGGGGCUACGGCGAGCACAAUGGCCCUAUUCACUGGAAUGAAUUUUUCCCCAUUGCUGAUGGUGAUCAGCAGUCUCCGAUUGAGAUUAAAACCAAAGAAGUGAAAUAUGACUCCUCACUCCGACCUCUCAGUAUCAAGUAUGAUCCUACCUCAGCCAAAAUCAUCAGCAACAGUGGCCAUUCCUUCAACGUUGACUUCGACGACACAGAGGACAAAUCAGUUCUUCGUGGAGGUCCUCUCUCUGGAAGCUACAGGUUGCGGCAGUUCCACCUGCACUGGGGGUCAGCAGAUGACCACGGCUCUGAGCAUGUGGUAGAUGGAGUGAGAUAUGCUGCAGAGCUCCAUGUUGUCCACUGGAAUUCAGACAAAUACCCCAGCUUUGUAGAGGCAGCUCAUGAGUCAGAUGGGCUGGCUGUCCUGGGAGUAUUUCUGCAGAUUGGGGAACACAAUCCCCAACUGCAAAAGAUCACUGACAUUUUGGAUUCCAUUAAGGAAAAGGGGAAACAAACCCGAUUCACAAACUUUGACCCAUUAUCUCUGCUUCCACCCUCCUGGGACUAUUGGACAUAUCCUGGUUCUCUGACAGUUCCACCUCUCCUUGAAAGUGUCACGUGGAUUGUUUUAAAACAACCUAUAAAUAUCAGUUCUCAACAGCUGGCCAGAUUCCGUAGCCUCUUGUGUACAGCCGAGGGCGAGACGGCAGCUUUUCUGUUAAGCAAUCAUCGUCCACCACAGCCCUUGAAGGGCCGCAGAGUGAGAGCAUCUUUCUAUUAACAGCCAUCAGCGGGUCAGCCCAACCAGGAGCAGGAAGGCAGCAAACAAAACAGAACUCAGACAGUCCUACUAGCAGCUUUUCUAGACUUUCAGCUUUAUGAAUCCCACUUUCCCAGAAGCUUUGGCACCACAGAGAAAAUCAGGAAUCUGGACUAACUAACAUAGCUCAUCACUCCUGGAUUUACAUCAACACGUGUCCAAUUGGUAAACAUUGUUGGGUGUAUAUUAAUAACACCACAAAGUACACCUGCCUCACCCUUCAUGACCAUAUAUGGUCAUCCUUACAAACCUCAGACUGCACUAAAAGAUUGUUGUGGCCUUUGGCUGAUCUUACCACAUUUUAAAUAGUGUUUGCUAGAAACAUUAAAUUCACUUUGAAAAUGGUAUAAUUCCUAAACAAGAAGUUCUUAUAGUUUUUGUAUUUUUCUUAUUAAUCAAGACUAUGUAUUUCCUUUAAUGUGCUUUUUUUUCUCAAACUCUCACUGUGAGUACUGUGAUAGAGUGUACUACAUGAAACACACAGGGAUUAAGACAGAAUACUGUGUCUACGUCUCUGACCAAAGUAACCUAGAGUCUCAGUGAGGAAUUCUUCAGGCUAUAAACAGCUAUUUAAGGCAUUAUUUCAUGUAAUAUAUUCACCUAAUAAUGUUAAUGACCACCAGGGUGAUCACUGGCAUGUUGUGUAGCAGUGUUGGCCGGCUCGUGGCAUUAAUGCAGUUCAGACUGUCAGGUUACACAAUACCAUCGCAGCAGAACUGCCCUGAGCUGGUGAACAGGUUCCUACAUUUGCCCUGUGUUUUAGCAGAGCAGGGAGCUAUCCUAUGUGUGUUGUUUUUUUCUGUCACUAGUGAAAAAAAUGAACCGAGUCUCACAUAAAUGCGUAAGCCAUCCAAUGCAUUUUCCUGGCAAAUCUCAUUACUCAAUUGUACUAAGUCUCUUACAUGAUUUAAUAAGAUGCCAUUUGGUACUAAUUUUAACCUUUUCUGUCUGGAGAGGUUUUUGUUUGCAUUUGAUGGAGGAAGAUGGGUGUCUGUUUCUUUUGCUUUUCCAUUAUGGAGUGGCCCUAUCAUUAACUCAGUAAACAUGCUUGACUUGAAUAUUUGUUACAUUUUUGCUAUUUUCUGAGAAAGUGUCCUUGGGUUUCUUAAUUUCAAUGAUUUGGUUCAGAUCUCUCUCAUCUUCUAAAUGUAAAGCUAAUUAUUAAAAAUCGUCUUUGUAUUUUUCUUGGUGGAAUAACUUCA